This is a messenger RNA of Marchantia polymorpha subsp. ruderalis, 3495 nucleotides long. NCBI's taxonomy places the organism in Eukaryota, Viridiplantae, Streptophyta, Marchantiopsida, Marchantiales, Marchantiaceae. The record is from the annotation of a GenBank genome assembly.
GGCUGCGCGAACCUCCAUCCACAGCAAACUGCCGAGUUUAUCUAGCGUCCUGAUCACUGUAAUCCCGCUGUCGACGCUUCUGAGAGCCAUCAAUUUGCAAAUCUGUACAUAGAUCGCACUGCGUUACCCGCCUGGCAUCUUGAAGACGCAUUGACGGGAAGCACACAGCGUCCGAGUUGUCUGCCUGGGGCUCCAAGUCGCCCGCGGGUUCUUGACCCAAUCUCGAAUCUGUGUCUAAUUCAUUGUAGGUGUCCGAUUGCGGUUCGAAUGAGACAACGAGGGAGCCCAGAGCUCUGAAUCGGGACUGCCGGACGAGUUGUGGAUUUUAUUUGUAAUUUUAUGUAUAUCACUUUUUCACUCCACCGGCCCCCUUUCGCUUAAAGUAUUUAGUGAAGCAGACUGCUUAGCGUCCUGUAGCUGCGAGAGUCCCCCGCUGCAGUCGGAUUCCAAAGGAGCAGGUCGCGUCCGGUCGGUUCGGGUGGGCUCGAUCUGAUUAUAUGUGAGAUGGUGCUUAGCAUGAUCGUGCGACGCGAUAAUCACUGUGCGCGGGCUGGACAUCGCAGAGCUUGCUGGAGGAUAUUAUAGAUCGAAGACAGUACGCCAAGAUUCCGCUCAAGAGAAGAAAGCGUCUGACAUUUAUAGAUAGCAGAGCAGAGCGCUAUUCUGUCGUUCUCUCUGAGGAGAGGAGAGCCUUUUGGUCCUUUUAUUGAUUGUGCUGCGGGCGAUCAGCGGAUCACUCAGUGCUCGCACUCUGCCCGGCUUUAUCGCUAUAUGAUCGGAGUGAGUGUCAAAACCGACUCGUGCUUUCGUGCUCCUCGCUGUCGCACGAGGUUGUAAUCUCAGGCUGGUGCGCAUACACGCACACAGGUCCAGAAGUGGCGAGUGAGUGAGGGCGAGAAUGGAAGAGCUGGUCUCGCUGUGACGUUGGCACGCGUUUCCGGCCCAGCCCCCGACAUCUUUCAUGGCAAUUCGCAGAGAGUGGUCCCCGGAGUGAAGCAGUCGAGCCUCUCGGGCUCUCCCUUGCGGUACUGUACUGUACAUUCAUCGGCCUCUGGCGGACCGCGUGUGCCGAAUUCGGACACAGGAGGUGCAACAUUGCGAGACUUCGGCGGCGCCAUGUCUUUGAAGCAGAGAGCGACGAAGUGCUCCGGGUACAUUCCGCCCAGUCAGUAUGUUCCCGUCUACUCUCGACCCAUCCGCUCCAGUAACGUGAGGUGGCACGAGGAGCUUUCGCCCAUCACUCCGAAGCCCAGCUUCGAUGAUCCCGACAACACACGUUCACGAACAAUCCAGCAGGCCGUCAAAGCAUGGCUCGAGUCCAGCCCCAAUUCUGUCAUUGGGCACGUGCGCGGGCGGAGUCCUACCGAUUCCCCCCGCACUUCUCAGUCGUCGUCCGAUCGAGCUAUCGCUACUCCUUCGGACGGGGACGUCGAUCAAGCCUUCGGUGAUGCAACCCCCGAGUCUCCAACAUUCCAGAGGAACAAGUUGACACCGUGGAUAGACAUUGCGGGGAAAGGCGGUGGUGUGCAACCGAAGGCCGACGAUCAGCGUCCCACUCAAACGGAGAUCACAUCUUGUGACCAAUCGACUGAAGAGAAGCCAGUAUUUCUGGCGACCAAGUUCCCACCCAUAACAGAAGCCGCACCAGCCGAGACGGACAACUACUCAGUGGCGGUUUCGACGGCAAUAAAAACGUCUGGUGUGGCUCCAGAAAGUUACUUGAAGCCUCCGCGAGGGCUCGAGAAAGCUAUGGUCGUGUACGGAGGAGGACCGAACGCCCUACCACAGAGGAGAGUAACAUUCCACGGCCUUGGCACCAUGGACGAGGAGAUCCGAGGCAAGCAGCUGGAGGACUUCCGCGCCCCCGAGUACGAGGAGAGGAGAUUCGGAGAUGACGGGGUCAACGCAUUCAGGCCUGCUUCGAAGCCCAUCGCCACCAUAAUCGAGAGCGCAGACGACAAUGCGUCGGACAACGACGACUCGAUCACGGAGGAAGUGAACGAGAAAGCGGGCUUCAUUUCCUCCGCCGUCUCGUCGCCGGCCUCGGUUUUCGAAGAGCGCCGAUUCGGCGGCGAAGGCAUGAAUCUGAUCCAGAUCACCGGCAGCGGAGAGUUCGCGGCCGAGUCCGUGUAUCAGAAAGGGAAGAUGAAAGCCAAGCCCGUGAUCGAAUCGUCUCCGCCGUCCUCUUUUCCGGCCCGAGAUUUCGAUCCAGGCGCCGAAAACCGAAGGCCCUCGAGACCUCACCAAAGCAGACGAACGCUUCAACCUCUGUACGAAACAGAUGGUGCUGCAGUUUCGUCGCAUGCGCAGAUGGCCACGAAGCAAGAAGAGCGUUACGAAGUGCAGUCGAGGCCCGUGUCGGGAGCGUCGACGCAGUUUGUGAGCGGAGGAAAACGCGAAGGGCCGACGAAGACGGCCGCGGUUGUACCGGUGCCGGAAGACUCGCAAUUCAACUCUAAUUUCGCCCAAGAACAAACGCCGUCGACUCCUCUGGAAGGCGUAGACGUGAACCAACUGCGGUUGGCCAAGCAACCCAGUAACAGGCAGCAGACCAUGGAGAGGGUGAAAAAAGAGAAAUUCCACACGAAGGCCGUCGCGUGGGAAGAAGCCAAGAACUCCGAAUUCUUCAACAGAUACAAACGAGAGGAGACCAGGAUCAUGGCGUGGGAAGAUCACAAGAAGGCGAAGGCGGCGGUGAGUCUGAAGAAAGUGGAGAUGAAACUGCAAGAGAAACGAGCCAAGGCCGUGGAGAAGAUGGAGAACGAGAUGGCCAAAGCCCACAAGAAAGCCGAGGAGAAGAAGGCCAUAGCUGAAGCUAAACGAGCGGAGAAGGCUGCCAAGGCGGCCGAAGAAGCCGAACUCAUUCGACAACACGGACGACGACCUCUGUCUCUUUUUUGUUUCACGCCUUGAGAAUGUCACACCGCGCCGACAUUAGACUAACCCCACCUAACCAUUUUUUCUCGAACCAUUCAUUGAACCGAGUAUGUAUACUAGUAACGACACCGGCUGACCGCACAUCAGAUGUCAGAUGCACAUCUCUCGGCUUGGAGUUGAGCAAGAACUGCUACAAUGGUCCAACUUGUAAAUUAAUAUUACCUAGCGUGAGCCAGGCCAUGCUGAGAUAUGGUUUGUCGCUUUGAUAGGUCGGUCGUCUGGCUUUAUACAGCCAGAUCAGCUACGAUUCUUGUAAAUAUCCAGAGCAUAGCUUGGAGAGGUCAUUCUUUUCAUUUUUCUUCAUAGUUUGUUAAGUGUAAAUGCGAUCUGCUUUCGCCCUUAGAUGAUGGGCGAUUUUUUGUACGAUAGCGAGUAGUCCUGUUGAAGUGGGCAGAGCAGCCGGCAGGUAGAGAUCCACCUUUGCCGCUCACCUUCACGUCUCGGCUUUACUCUGUGUGCAUAGAUGAAAUUUACUGUAAAUAUGCGCUUAUUGGAAUCAUCACCACCUGCCUUACGAGUGUUACUGAGCCUGAAUAAAGAUAUGAGUCUUCUACACGG